CCGCUCGCGCCGGACCGCUCCGCUCCUCCAGCCCGGCACUGCCGCAGCAUGGCGCAGCCCGCGGCCGCCCUCGGGGCUGCCCUCCUGCUAGUCCUGCUGGCUACGGACUCCUCGCCCACCGUGCUGCUGAGCGCCCCGGAGGCUGCCCAGUUCUUGCGGCAGAGGCAGCGCCGAGCCUACCAGAUCUUCGAGGAGACCAAGCAAGGCCACCUGGAGCGGGAGUGCGUAGAGGAGCUGUGCAACAAGGAAGAAGCCAGGGAAGUGUUUGAAAACGACCCUGAGACGGACUAUUUUUACCCGAAAUACUUGGCUUGUAUUGAGAAAUUUGGGUCACCGUAUACAAGAAGUCCAGAUUUCCUUACAUGCGUUCAUAAUUUGCCAAAUCAGUGUUCUCCUUACCCUUGUCAGAAAGAGGGGACUGAAAUAUGCGAAGAUCUAAAGGGUGACUUCUUUUGUCAUUGCAGACGUGGCUGGCAUGGGCGAAAAUGUGAACAAGAUAUUGAUGAAUGCAGUGUGCAGAAUGGUGGCUGUAACCAAGUCUGUCUCAACAACCCAGGCAGUUACCGCUGUUCAUGUUAUAGUGGCUAUGCUCUUAAAAACGAUAAAAUAUGUGAAGACAUAGAUGAAUGCACAGUAUCAAUAGGCAUCUGUGGAGAAGCUCGUUGUAAAAAUUUAAUAAGCUCGUAUGCAUGUCUGUGUGAUACAGGCUACAGAUAUGAUAACUUAAGCAAGUCUUGUCUAGAUGUGAAUGAAUGUGAAGAGAAACUCUGUGAGCAAACGUGUGUCAAUUCACCAGGGAGUUACACCUGUCACUGUGAUGGCAAAGGGAGAGUUAAGCUUUCCCAGGACAUGAACACCUGUGAGGAUAUUAUACCUUGUGUGUCUUUUGCUGUUGCGAAAAGUGUUAAAUCUCUGUAUCUGGGGAGAAUGUUCAGUGGUACACCUAUUAUCAGACUACGCUUUAAAAGGAAACAGCCCACAAGACUUGUGGCUGAAUUCGACUUUAGAACCUUUGAUCCUGAAGGUGUCCUUUUCUUUGCUGGAGGCCAUCAAGACAGCACAUGGAUAGUCUUAGCUUUGCGCAACGGACGGUUAGAAUUGCAGUUGAAGUACAAUGGAAUAGGCCGUGUGACCAGUAGUGGGCCAGUUAUCAACCAUGGCAUGUGGCAAACAAUCUCUGUUGAAGAACUGGAGAGAAGUUUGUUUAUAAAGGUCAACAAGGAUGCAGUUAUGAAAAUAGCUGUUGCAGGAGAUCUGUUUACUUUGGACAAAGGACUGUAUCAGCUGAACUUAACAGUAGGAGGCAUUCCUUUUAAAAGUAAAGAUCUUAUUCAGCCCAUAAACCCUCGGCUGGAUGGUUGUAUGCGGGGAUGGAACUGGUUGAAUGGUGAAGAUACUACUAUCCAAGAAACAAUAAAGCUGAAUGACAAGAUGCAGUGCUUCUCAGUGGCAGGACGAGGAUCCUUCUAUCCUGGCAGUGGUUUUGCUGUAUUUAAUUUCAAUUAUAUGCAACCAUCUGCUGGAAAUGAAACUGAAAGGAGUUGGGAAGUAGAAGUAAACGCUGUAAUUCGACCAGCAGCAGAUACUGGGGUACUAUUUGCUCUGGUUGGUGAAGAAGCUUCAGUCCCUUUAUCAUUGGCUCUGAUUGACUAUCAUUCCACAAAGAAACUUAAACAACAGUUCAUUAUCUUGGCCAUGGAGAGCACAGUUGUGUCCAGACUGGCAAUAAACGUUUGUGAUGAUCAAGAGCACUCUGUGAACAUCUUCAUCAGCAAGGGGCAGUUAUCACUCACCAUGGAUGAGACUGCAGGACAGAGUGAAUUAAGCCAUUCCCAGCUACAGGACAGUCUGUUUCUCUUGGAGGGCUACCUGCAGUCAUCUGUGAAGACAUAUGUGGGAGGACUGCCAGAUGUUCCUGUCACUUCCACUCCAGUCACUGCAUUCUACCAUGGCUGCAUGACUGUGAAGAUGAAUAAUAAGGCACUGGACUUAGAUGAGGCUUUUUACAAGCACAGUGACAUCACAUCACAUUCUUGUCCUCCAACUGAGACUGGUCAAUAGGUACCACUGCAAUGUAGAAGUUUUAUAUUCAAAAACUUUCCAUGCUUUUUCAAGAUAUAAAUUAUUCAGACUUCCGGCACUAUGUGUAUAGUUUCUCUUUAAACACUGAAGUUAUGUAGGCGCUACUGAUCCUCACAAGUCAAAUUGAUUAUUGAAAUAUUUCUUUGCUUUGAGGUUUAGAGUUUGUAAUAUAUUUGUAAAUAGUUCAGAAGACUAAGAUUAAUAAUCCAAAAGUGAAGAUUAUACCUAAAGUGAAUGUUAAGACUGUAAAAAGACAGAUGGAUAGCUGUAAUGUGGAAAAUCUGGUAAUAUGUCAGGGUGAACUGGAAUAAAAAUAAUAUUGCUGUAUUAUUUUUUAUUAUCAAACACUGCUUUCUGAUUUACAAAACAUGAAAGAAUAAAAUAUUUACAUAA
Molecule: messenger RNA, 2475 nt
Organism: Gopherus flavomarginatus (Mexican gopher tortoise)
Lineage: Eukaryota; Metazoa; Chordata; Testudines; Testudinidae
Gene: GAS6
Product: growth arrest specific 6
Exons: 15
Coding region: 49-2061 (670 amino acids)
Cellular component (GO): extracellular region
Molecular function (GO): calcium ion binding
Source: RefSeq, a predicted model, not a curated record